AUGACUACUGCUCUCUUCACGCCUAUUAAACUCGGUGCAUCUCUCUUGAAACAUCGUAUUGCCCUGGCUCCUCUGACCCGCCGUCGCUCUGAUGAAGACCAUAUCUCUAUCCCUUUGAUGACCGAGUAUUACGCACAACGUGCUACUGAUGGUGGUCUACUCAUUACUGAAGGUGUCUUCAUUUCCGAAGAGUCCGGUGCUUACCCACAUGUUCCCGGUAUCUUCACUGACAAGCAGAUCGAAUCAUGGAAAGAAGUAACUAAGGCUGUUCAUGACAAGGGUGGAAUUAUAUACCUCCAAUUGUGGGCCGUUGGUCGCGCCAAUGAAUCAGCUAACAUCCCAGGCAACAAGCUCCCUGGCUCUGCAUCUGCUAUUGCAAUUAGAGGCAAGAAUGAUUCCGGAGAGGAUUAUGAAGUACCUCGUGCACUCGAGACCGAGGAAAUCCCCCUUAUUGUGGAGCAAUACGCCCAAGCUGCCAGAAACUCGAUUGCUGCUGGGUUUGAUGGUGUUGAGAUCCACAGUGCUAAUGGUUAUCUUUUGGAUCAAUUCCUCAACAGCUCGUCUAAUGUGCGUACAGAUAAAUACGGUGGAUCAGCUGAAAACCGUGCUCGCUUUACCUUGGAGGUUGUCGAAAGUGUUUCCAAAGCAAUCGGAGCAGAUCGCACUGGUGUUCGUUUCUCACCUUGGUCUGGAUACAAAGAUGUGAUCGACGCCAAGCCUUAUGAGACCUGGGGAUACGUUGUAGAGCAGCUACAGGAGAACUAUCCUGACCUGGCCUAUCUUCAUUUUAUUGAACCUCGUGAUGACUUUAUCAGCGGCCUUCACCCUGAAGUUGAUAGAACUGAGAUUCUUGAGAACGAUAGCAUUGAUCCAUUCCGCAAAGUAUGGAAGGGUCCAUUCAUUACUGCCGGUGGAUACACCACUCAUCCAAAGCGUGCAUUUGAAACUGCUGAAUUGAUGGAAAACACCUUGGUUGCCUUUGGCCGUUCUUUCAUUGCAAAUCCCGACCUUGUUCAUCGUAUUAAGAACGACUUACCUUUAAAUAAGUAUGACCGCUCAACCUUCUUUACCCUGGGUAGCGUUGGAUAUACCGAUUACCCUUUUCAUGACCCUGAAACAGCUGAUAAUAAUUAG
Molecule: messenger RNA, 1134 nt
Organism: Phycomyces blakesleeanus NRRL 1555(-)
Lineage: Eukaryota; Fungi; Mucoromycota; Mucoromycetes; Mucorales; Phycomycetaceae
Exons: 1
Coding region: 1-1134 (377 amino acids)
Molecular function (GO): oxidoreductase activity; FMN binding
Source: RefSeq, a predicted model, not a curated record